Molecule: messenger RNA, 3723 nt
Organism: Cottoperca gobio
Lineage: Eukaryota; Metazoa; Chordata; Actinopteri; Perciformes; Bovichtidae
Product: G-protein coupled receptor 61-like
Exons: 3
Coding region: 497-1858 (453 amino acids)
Biological process (GO): G protein-coupled receptor signaling pathway
Cellular component (GO): plasma membrane; endosome; signaling receptor complex
Molecular function (GO): G protein-coupled receptor activity
Source: RefSeq, a predicted model, not a curated record
CAGAGAGUGAGCUGGUGUCUUUGCAUGCAUUUACAUCAGCAUCGUUUCAGAAAAAUCUCUGCUGCCACAGCUCAAAGCACCCAGGGAGGAGGAUGCACGAGACAGAUCAAGGGCUGGGAAGAGAAACAUGCUCCUAUAGAGGGAAGUACCUCAACAGCAUUCACAGGGUGCAGUGAUUGAUGUCCACUGUGUACCUCAGCAGUGGGAGCUAAACCAGGUUUUCAUCCUCAGGGACCAAAAGCAGCAGACAGCUGCAUCAGGAAAUACUCUGAGUCAGGAUGGGUUGUGACGGACGGCAGACAUGAAAACUUGCUAAAUGAACAGGAAUCAUAAAAUCCGACCAGAGCUCCUGACGAUCGCAGCAUCACCCUUCGGACCAAAAGGCAGCUUUUGACCUCAUUUUCAAGCCGCUGUUUUCUGGCCGUACUUCCUGGCUUUGAAGGAUGGGUGAUGGGCCUGUGACUGCUCCUGCCUGCCUGCCUCAUCCCACCCUUCAAUGGAGCCGAUGUGGAACUCCUCCCACCCACCUCCACAGUUCAUGUCCAACAUGUCUGCCUCCUAUCUGCCUGAGGGCUGGGCUCUGUCCCAGUCGCUAGCCCUGCUGGCCAUGCUGCUCAUGGAUCUGCUGGCUGUGGUGGGUAAUGUGGCUGUCAUGGCGGUCAUUGCUAAGGCCCCACAGCUCCACAAGUUUGCCUUCGUCUUCCACCUGUGUGUGGUGGACCUGCUGGCAGCCCUGGUGCUGAUGCCCCUUGGCAUGCUCUCAAGCCGAGCCUUCUUUGGGGAGGCCCUGUGCCGGAGCUACCUCUUUCUCAGUGUGUGCCUGGUUAGCGCUGUCAUCCUCUCCAUCUCUGUCAUCAAUGUGGAGCGUUAUUACUACAUCAUACACCCGAUGCGCUAUGAAGUAAAGAUGACUGUUGGCCUAGUAGCGUCAGUGCUGGUGGGGAUAUGGGUCAAAGCCCUGGCCAUGUCUGCUCUGCCAGUAGUGGGGUUGGGGGAGGAGGAGGUGGGGCAUGUCCCAUCUCCACCUGCUCAGGGUCACAGGCGCUGCUCACUACAUUGGACAGGGGGAGGGUCAAACCGCUUGGCCUUCAUGGCCCUGUUUACUCUGGUGUAUUUCCUGUGUCCACUACUUGUCAUUCUUGUUGUGUACUGCAAUAUGUUCAAAGUGGCUCGGGUCGCAGCCAUGCACCACGGGCCUCUGCCUACCUGGAUGGACACGCCUCGUCGCCAGCGGUCAGAAUCACUCAGCAGCCGUUCCACGAUGGUUACCAGCUCUGGGACGGGCACGGGCACAGACAGAGCCACUCCGCAGCGUUCCUUCGGGGGGGGAAAAGCUGCAGCAGUGUUGGCAGCAGUAGGUGGGCAAUUCCUUUGUUGCUGGCUGCCCUACUUUACUUUCCACCUGUAUUCAGCACUGGCUGCCAGCCCUCCAGCCACACUAGCCUCUCUGGAGGAGGUGGUCACCUGGAUUGGCUACUUCUGCUUCACCUCCAAUCCCUUCUUCUAUGGCUGUCUUAACAGACAGAUCCGGGAGGAGCUGGGCAAGCAUCUGCCUUGUCUGUUUCGUCGAGCAGGGGUUGAGAUGGAGGACAGACUGCCCAGCAGGGAAGGAUCCAUAGAGGAAAAUUUCCUUCAGUUUCUUCAGGGCACAGGCUGCAACUUGGAUCCUCAAAACUCUCAAAACUCUCACAGCACCUCCAGCCCUAAAGGGGAGGCCUGCUGCCCCGUGGCCCAACCACCAGAGCCAGCACAGCCGAUACCGAUAGAUUUCCGUAUCCCGGGACAAAUUGCAGAGGAGACUUCAGAGUUUAUUGAGACUGAACGGGCGAAAAACAACCAUAUAUAUACAGACAAUUGAGUUUUUAAUGUCUUUAUUUCCUGAAAAUAAGACUCAUUUUGAUCAUUCAGAUAUAAACUGUUUCAGGAGUUAUUUCAGUAAGAACAUUUUUCUCUAUUUCUACUGAAAGCUGUCCAACAGGUAGCUCAAUUCACUUAAAUAACUUUAAAUUGUAUCUUUGAAUCAUUGCACUUUGACUCAUCAUAUUUCAUUCUUAAACAAUCACAAGGAUACAAUUAAAUGCAGUUGUUUGAGAUGCAUUUCAAACUGUUUUUUGUAAACAGGGAAAUUACUGCUAGAUUUUAAAAAUGGCAAAAAUGGCCUUCCACACAACCACUCAGCUCUGUACAGUAAAUUACUUUUAUGUCUACUAUUGGUGUAACAUUUUAAAGCCUUUUUUAAAGAUAAAAAAAACAAUAAUUAUAUGUUUGAUUUUAUGAAGGUAACUAAAUAGUCUUCAGACUUAAAUGUUUACAGAAUAUUCCUUUUGAUCUCAAAUUAGGGAACACUUGCUGAAAUACAUCGGCUCCCUCUCAAUUAACUACUUUACUUUAGUGCGGUGAACGUUGGAAGAAUUGCCCUUGGUAUUCAGGAAUGAAGAUUAAACGUUUCCACACACCAACUGAUACUGUAUUUGUAACUGCCAAAUCAAUCAUUUUUGAAAUUCUGGUAAGUUGAUUACUGUUGAAUAAGUAAUGACGAAGAAGAUAGCAAUAAAAUACACAAACGUUAUGAGUAUUUAGGGGAUCCUUUGAGGUAAAUGCACAACCGUCAUUUUUGAUUGGUAGCUGUGCUUUCAUCAAUGAUAAUGCCACUCAUAACCCUUACGCCAAUCUGAUUAUAAUCGAUUAGUGGGUGUACAUAUUGUGGCCUAACUCUCAUGGAAUUGCUUCGAGUUGUUUACAGAUAACCACCUGAAUUUUUGUUCUCCUUUCUUCGGUGCUUGUCCAAACACAUCUUUUUUUUUUUCUUCCUAAAAAAAUCUGUUGCGACUCAUUUUAGGAUGCAGGUUGACUUUUUAACUCUCCUUAAGGGUCACCUAGCUUUCUGCCAUGUGUUGUAUUUUCAGUAUAUUUGGAUAUAGAUCCUAAAAAUCAGUAUUCUCUUGAUGCACUGCAUUACGUUCAAAUAUGAUUCUAUUUCUUACAUUUGUUAAAUGUUCUAAAUUGUAUGUUAUGUUUAGUAAAACUGUAUAAGUUUGGGUUGUGUGUUUAACUCAGCAUGCCCAUGUUUCAUUUAAUUAGUGAGUGUAAGUAUAUGUUGUGAAUUUCAUUACAAGGAAGCUGAUUUAUUUUGACACGUAUGCAGUAACUGCCUUUUUUUGUUAGUUUUUCUUCUGUGGAGAUUUUUUUUAUCCCGGAAGAAGAAUAUAUUUAGAUUAAGUUUGACUACCCUGAUCAUUAGGGUUUUUACAGUACCUCACAUGCAGGAAAAAAAAAACAUUGCAAGGAGACUAAAGCAGGUGUGAAUUGCUCCUUUAUUAGAAAUGAGGGUGCAGAACUUUGAGAAUGUGAUGAAGUGAUAUUUUAUAGCAAACUGUUAGGGAUAGAUAUGAUAAACUGUGGAAAUGUUUGAUUGAAAUGACUUUCUUACGUAAUGUGAAUACAGGGUUUUAAAGAUAUUUUUUUGAGUGACGAUGCCAAUCCAAAAUCAAAAGCUUGUCGAGCUUGAUAUCCUCUUUUAAUCACGUCUAAAUAUCCCAAACUGUGAAUGAUAUUGAACGUUUGUGUUAGGAUUUUCAUUUGUUCAGAGAUUGUUUUUUAUGCUGUGAUAAAAAUAAAAGAAUGACUUCCACUGUACUGCAAUGAUAUGAAUGUGUUUUAGAAGAAGACAUGGCUAAAAUGUGAGUGUGAGAUACUGUUGUAAUAAAGAGUUUCUAUGUUUGU